This is a messenger RNA of Nymphaea colorata (pocket water lily), 1912 nucleotides long. RefSeq names its product V-type proton ATPase subunit B 2. Gene Ontology annotation, cellular component: proton-transporting V-type ATPase, V1 domain. Gene Ontology annotation, molecular function: ATP binding; proton-transporting ATPase activity, rotational mechanism. The coding region runs from base 174 to 1640 and encodes 488 amino acids. The transcript is spliced from 15 exons. The record is from RefSeq and is a predicted model, not a curated record. NCBI's taxonomy places the organism in Eukaryota, Viridiplantae, Streptophyta, Magnoliopsida, Nymphaeales, Nymphaeaceae. Gene Ontology annotation, biological process: ATP metabolic process; proton transmembrane transport.
AUAGGGACAAACAAUUGUAACUAUUUUUCGAACGCGGUCUUUUAUUGUGUUGGGGAAAGGAGCUCGCUCUCGAUCUCCCUCUCUCUGGUAGGAGACUUGGAUCCUCUUUCUCUCGUCUUCUUCCAGAUUUCCACCCUGUUAGCGUCUCCGAUCUAACGGUUGCUAGAUUAAAGAUGGGUAUCGCAUCAAAAACUAGCGACUCAGAUGAGGGGACGUUGGAGAUUGGCAUGGAAUAUAGGACUGUUUCUGGUGUUGCUGGUCCUCUAGUCAUUCUGGAAAAGGUCAAGGGUCCAAAAUAUCAAGAAAUUGUUAAUAUAAGACUUGGAGAUGGCACAACAAGGCGUGGACAGGUUCUAGAAGUUGAUGGCGAGAAAGCUGUUGUGCAGGUUUUUGAAGGAACAGCUGGAAUUGACAAUAAGUAUACAACUGUUCAGUUCACAGGAGAGGUUUUGAAAACCCCAGUAUCUCUAGAUAUGCUGGGGCGAAUUUUUAAUGGAUCAGGAAAACCCAUAGAUAAUGGUCCUCCAAUCCUGCCUGAGGCAUAUCGAGACAUUUCAGGGAGUUCCAUCAACCCUAGUGAGAGAACAUAUCCAGAAGAGAUGAUUCAGACAGGAAUAUCAACAAUUGAUGUGAUGAAUUCUAUUGCGAGAGGACAGAAAAUCCCACUAUUCUCUGCUGCUGGACUUCCUCAUAAUGAAAUUGCUGCUCAAAUCUGUCGCCAAGCUGGGCUUGUUAAGCGGCUGGAAAAGACUGGGAACCUUUUACAGGAUGUAGAAGAAGAUAAUUUUGCCAUAGUUUUUGCGGCAAUGGGGGUGAACAUGGAAACUGCACAAUUUUUCAAACGGGAUUUUGAAGAGAAUGGUUCAAUGGAGAGAGUCACUCUAUUUCUGAAUCUGGCCAAUGAUCCAACCAUUGAGCGAAUUAUAACUCCACGAAUUGCCCUAACAACAGCAGAAUAUCUAGCCUACGAAUGUGGGAAGCAUGUCUUGGUCAUAUUAACUGAUAUGAGUUCAUAUGCAGAUGCACUUCGUGAGGUAUCUGCUGCUCGGGAGGAGGUGCCAGGUCGCCGUGGUUAUCCUGGAUACAUGUACACCGAUCUGGCAACAAUUUAUGAACGUGCUGGUCGUAUUGAAGGACGUAAAGGAUCCAUAACGCAGAUCCCCAUUUUGACCAUGCCUAAUGAUGAUAUUACUCAUCCAACUCCUGAUCUCACUGGCUAUAUCACGGAAGGCCAAAUUUACAUUGACAGGCAACUUCACAAUCGACAGAUAUAUCCUCCAAUCAAUGUCCUUCCUUCACUUUCACGGCUUAUGAAGAGUGCUAUUGGUGAGGGUAUGACACGACGAGAUCAUGCUGAUGUAUCAAACCAACUGUAUGCCAACUAUGCCAUUGGCAAGGAUGUUCAAGCAAUGAAGGCUGUGGUGGGGGAGGAAGCACUCUCAUCUGAGGACUUGUUAUAUCUCGAGUUCCUGGACAAGUUUGAAAGGAAGUUUGUCACCCAAGGUGCAUAUGACACUCGUGAUAUUUUCCAGUCGCUGGAUCUAGCAUGGACUCUUCUUCGCAUCUUCCCUCGCGAGCUUCUGCACCGUAUUCCAGCAAAGACCUUGGAUCAGUUCUACAGUCGAGAUGCUUCUCACUGAUCAUUUUUGUUAGCAACCUUAGUUGGAUUUUGUACGUGGGUUUGGCCUCCGACCUGGCUAUGUGCACUUUGCGGCUUCCGUCCCGAGGCGCCUUCUUAAACGUUAAAAGAAGACGAAUAAAGCGGGAAUGAACCUUGUUCAGCUAACUCCUAUAUCAAUUAUUCUUUUAUUUCUGCAUAAGGAGAUUAGCCUAGUGGUAUAAUUUUUUGGUUGCAGUGUAAAAUUUAUGCUUGUAUUAUGUACCUCCUUCCUAAUAUUAUGCUGGUAAUGUA